UUGUUACUAAAGCUCGAUGUUUUAAAUUGCCACCCAUAAAAUUGAGAACAAUUUAUAAAUUAUAUUUUAUUUUCAUUUUUAUAAAAUUUCGUAGGAAAAAAAAUUGCUUUAAAACAACGUUGAGGGCAAAUUAAAACAUAGGCUAAAGUUGAAUUUCUUGGUGGACGGGAUUUACAAGUAUAAAAAGGUACACGCGAAGAUAUCAUUCACCUUGGGGAUUUGAUUUGGAGGGAAAGCUAAAACCCAAGAAAAGAAAAAGAAAAAUGCCAGUGGCGAAACCUGAAUCAUCUGAUUCCAGAAUCAUUGCCCACAUCGACAUGGAUUGUUUCUACGUUCAAGUGGAGCAGCGGAAACACCCAGAGUUAAGGGGUCUACCUACGGCUGUGGUGCAGUAUAAUGAAUGGAAAGGUGGGAGCUUGAUUGCAGUCGGUUAUGAGGCCCGCAAAUACGGUGUGAAGCGCUCAAUGCGAGGUGAUGAGGCAAAGCGAGUUUGCCAAGAAAUUCAGCUGGUUCGAGUCCCGGUAGCACGCGGUAAAGCUGACUUGAACACAUACCGCAACGCGGGUUCUGAGGUGGUUUCUAUUCUUGCAAGGAAGGGUCGUUGUGAGAGAGCUUCAAUUGAUGAAGUUUAUCUUGACCUUACUGAGGCAGCAGAGACCUUGUUAGCACAAGCUCCUCCAGAAAACAUGGAAGUAGUUGAUGAAGAAGCUCUCAAGUCACAUGUUUUGGGACUUGAUGAUGAGAGUGGAGGUGAUACCAAAGGAAAUGUAAGGAAGUGGCUUUGCAGUAGUGAUUCUGAUCGCCGUGAUAAGCUAUUAGCUUGUGGUGCCCUCAUUGUUGCUGAACUUAGGAUGCAAGUGCUGAAGGAAACAGAAUUUACUUGUUCUGCCGGAAUUGCUCAUAAUAAGAUGCUGGCCAAACUGGCAAGCGGUAUGAACAAACCUGCACAACAAACUGUUGUUCCGUUGUCAUCUGUGGAAGGAGUGCUUGAUUCCUUACCAAUAAAGAAAAUGAAACAACUCGGAGGAAAGCUUGGAAGUUCCUUACAAACUGACCUGGGUGUGUUCACUGUUGGAGAUUUACUACAGUUUUCAGAGGAAAAGCUACAAGAACGAUAUGGCUUUAAUACUGGCACUUGGUUAUGGAAUAUUGCAAGAGGGAUCAAUGGGGAAGAAGUUCAAGGUCGGCUCCUUACCAAGAGCCAUGGUUCUGGAAAGACAUUUCCUGGACCUCGGGCUCUAAAGACAAUUGCUUCUGUUCAACAUUGGCUCAAUGAACUUUGCUCAGAAUUGAGUGAACGUCUUUACUCUGACUUGGACCAAAACAAAAGGAUUGCACGUACACUGACUCUUUAUGCUACAGCGUACAAGUCCUCUGACUCAGAUUCACAGAAAAAUUUCCCUUCCAAGUCUUGUCCCCUUAGAUAUGGGUGUGCCAAGAUACAAGAAGAUGCACUUAACCUGUUUCAAGCUGCACUACGUGAAUAUUCGGGUCCCCAAAGAGCCAAGACCCAAGGAAGUCGGAACCAUGGUUGGGGAAUAACUGGUCUCUCCAUUUCAGCAAGUAAAAUUGUUUCUAUACCAGCUGGAACAUGUUCAAUCAUGAAAUAUUUUCAUGGCCAAGAUCCACCUGGCUCGUCAUCAAAGCAAUCACAGAAUGACCAUAUUGAAGAAGCUGCACCAUUGUCACCUUCAGGCAGCGGAAGCUAUUCAGAAAUGAAUUCAGCAGAGAAAUUAAUCGAGUUCACUGGUGAAGAUGUGAAGUUAGAAUAUGAGAUGCCUUAUUUAGAUCAACAAGAACACAGAAAGGAUUUUUCAGAGGACCAGAAUUCAUGUUGCUUGUCAACAAAGCAGGCACGAGAUGACCUCACUCAAGGAACUUUCCCAUCCUCAGGAACUGAAUGCUUUUCAGAAGUGAAUCAGAGUCAGCGACAAAGAGUUAUCCCUGUGAAAGGAUCUGGCAUUAGUUCUGCUGUGUCUAGUCCGAAAAAGUUAAAGCAGAAAAGAAACAAAUUGAAAGACAAGGGAGGAUAUUCAAUCUUGAGAUUCUUUAAAAACAACGACCCAUCAUGCUCGUCACAGAAGCGAGAACAUGUUGAAAAUAUAGAAGUCAAAGCAGCGUCCUCAUCUGCUGGAUUUCAAUUUAUAGGUAGUGACUGCUUAAAACUGAAUGAAGCUGAGCUGCCAAAGGAAAAUCCUGUUGAAGAACAAAGAAGAGAGGCAUGGAGUUACAAUGUGGACGAGAUCGAUCCUUCUGUAAUUGAUGAGCUACCUCCUGAAAUUCAGGAUGAAGUUAGGGCCUUGCUCAGACCUCAAAAGCGACCUAACAAUAACAUAGUCAAAAGAGGUUCCAGUAUUUGCCACUAUUUCUUACCAGCCAGAAAUGCAUAGAUUAAGCCCGCUGUCCUGUACAUAAGCCAUGUUCUAAACACAAGAAACAUCCUUCUGCUCCAUUCAUCACAAGAGUAUCUACCGUUAAUUUGUAAAGAAUAUUGAAAAGCCUAGUGGCUCUGUUAUAGAGGGUAUUUCUAAAUAUAUAAUUGUUAUUUAUUAUUAUGAUUAUUAUUAUUUCCCA
Ziziphus jujuba (common jujube) is the source of this 2574-nucleotide messenger RNA. RefSeq names its product DNA polymerase eta. The transcript is spliced from 16 exons. The record is from RefSeq and is a predicted model, not a curated record. Gene Ontology annotation, biological process: error-prone translesion synthesis; response to radiation. Gene Ontology annotation, cellular component: site of double-strand break; replication fork; nucleus. NCBI's taxonomy places the organism in Eukaryota, Viridiplantae, Streptophyta, Magnoliopsida, Rosales, Rhamnaceae. Gene Ontology annotation, molecular function: DNA-directed DNA polymerase activity; damaged DNA binding. The coding region runs from base 264 to 2390 and encodes 708 amino acids.